GCGGCACUCAGCUGAUGUCGCAGCAGGCAGCGAAUGCUACUAAUAGUACAGGUGGUGGUGGUGGCGGUGAUACCGUGUCUUCCUCACCGCUCACGGUCAGUAGCAGUAUGGCCUUGUUGCCUGUACAGCCUGGAAGCUCGACUGCACUCGGUCACAAAGCAGCGCAGCAAUCUUCAAAAUCAACGCCGCAUCACAACAAGUUGGCACUAGCGCAGGACUGUGCACAUCGUAUAGAAGCGGAACAAGCAGGGACGGUCGAGGAGAUGCUAGUCCAGCCACCUGGUGGAAGCCAUGCCGUGUGUACUACGGGUCCUCAAGCCUCGCUACCAGCCACACCCGGCUCAUCAUCGAAGAUUGGUUGCAGUACUAGCAAGUGUGUGAGCACGGUUCGGCCGCACAACCAACAGCGUGGUGUUAGGCGCAGCGCUGCGGUGAAUUGCAACAGCCAGCAGCAGCAACCGCUCCCGGAGGCCAUCUCAGAGGUUGGAAGGCAUCCAAUUGAAGAUGGUGGAGCUGUCGGAGGUAGCGUCCCUACGAAUGGUGAUAAUUACAAUCAAAACCUGCCGUCUCCGGAGCAGCUAACAACAUUAGCGACAACGAAACAGAAGCCAAAACAAAAGCAUUCGAAACAGCUAGUCGCUGCAAGUGUUGGAGACCUAGCUGGUGCGGGUCAUUGUUCACAGUUGGGUGCUACGCCAGCGCCAGUAGCAGCGGCAACGAACAAAUUAACCUCGAUAAUGGCACAGCAGUCUCAGUAUCCGCAGCCGGCGAAAUCGGUUAGCGUAGUGGCAAAGCUCGAUCCAACGUCAUCUCCUAUUACAGCCCUCUCGCAAGGACAGUCACAAGUGGCUGUUCAUCAUGGUCAACUGCAGCAGCCACAGCAACUUGCUCAUCAUCACCACCACCACUCUCUUGGUCCUCACACAGCAAUUGCACCUGCUGCUGGAUACGGUCUCGCACCGGCCCAACAUCAGCAGUUGCAACGGUCAGCUCCACAUCUCCCGCAACAGCGACAUCAUCCGCAGCAACAGCAACUUUCAGUGCCAUCGUCAAUGGCACCAGUGAUCUCUUCAUUGAACGCACACCCGCUCCAUAUUCAUCAACCACAGCAGCAGCAGCAGCAAUCACAUCCGCAGCAGCAUUUGCAUCAGCUGAACAAGCAGCAACCAUGCCAACCAUUAACUCCGGUUGCACCUCCGCCUUCUCAUCACCACCAUCAGCAGCAGCAACAACAGCAGCAGAAGCAACAGCAACAGCAUCUGCGCCAGUUACAACAGUUUCAUCAACUGCAGCAACAGCAACAGCAGCAUCAUCAACACCAGCAUCAGCAUUACCAUCAACAUCAACACCAGCAUCAUCAUCAUCAUUUGUUGCAGCAUCAACAACAGCAGCAGCCACAACCGCAACCGCCCUCGCAUCAUCAUUUACAUCAGCAUCACCAUCAGCAACCGCCGCCACAGGCACAGCAACAAUACCAUCAAUCAGGGCAUGUUCAUGGGCCACAGCAGCCACCAACACCACAUUCGUCCACCACUGCGGCGUCCACAGCCACGGCUGCUGCAGCCGCCCAUCAGCAGCAGCAGAGCAUCAACCUGAACGUAAACCAUCACGUUAUCUCCGCGCCGAUCGUGGUCGACUUCUCCAACAUGACGGUUAACUGUGUCCAGUUACAGGAAGCGUCACAGCAUCCAAAUCCGAUAGCGGCCGCAGCUGCCGCGAUGGCAGCCGGCUACGGGGCGGCGGCAGCAGCGGCUGCUUCGGUACCCUCGACCAUCGGUCGCAUUGCCAAGUAGAAGUCACUAGCGUAGUGGACACACGAACAAACACUAGGCUUAAGGUUUUCAUGUUUCAGAAUAGAGCAGAGAGAGAGAGAGAGAGAGAGAGAGAGAGAGAGAGAGAGAGAGAGCACAGGGCGGGUCGCGAAGGAAAAGGAAGAAAUGUGCGAAGGUUAAACAUUAGGGUGGGAAGACGUUGCUAGCAACUAUAACAUAAGGUGUGCAUGUGUUUGUGUGUGCGUUUGUUAGUGUGCCUAGCUUUCAGCUAACGGCUGCUAACCGACUAUUACUAGAUUAAUUUCGGUUUGCCAUGGUUAACAAAACGUGGCCACAAGGCAAUCGAGACCUCGGUCAAUCUCAGCUUUAGCUAUCUUUACCCCCCAUUCGCCCACCGCGGUUCCGUAUUUCGUGCUCGUGCUCCCUGCACAGUAUCGACGAAGCUCCGCACGGUGUGUGUAUGUGAAGUUGUUUAUAAUUUUAACUCUCCUCUCGAUCGGCACCUCCUUCAGUCGCCCGAGUUUACCUCGAUUCUGUCGAUUCCUUGGCUUUCGCUUCUCCAUGAUGGUGUUCAUAUACUUUAUAGGAUAGACACUAAGUUACAUGCUAGCCUUAUUGUAAAGCUAUUUUUUCCUUUCCCACCCACACUACUACCAUUAUACAUUGCCACUCUAGCAGCGAAUGUUGGAUUUCGUAUUGUAAAGUAGGAAGGUGAAAAGUAAGGCUCGGAAAGAGGAGAUUCGUCGAGAUGACGCGUGUGGUUGUUGUAUUUCGACUUUUUAAUAGACGUUAGCAGGAGGCGGAUCACAGACGUUCGUAUUUGUGGUUAAUUUGGUGAUCUUUUUUUUUUCUUUGAAAUACCUUUGAUUACUGUUAGUGCAGUUACUUCAACGCUAGACCAAUGAAGAAUAAUUGGCAAAGGGAUGUAGAGAUCGAAAGAGAAGAAAGAUUGUCAGUAGAGAAAGAUAGGAGAAUGCCGCGCACACUCGAAGAAAUUUGUAUAGAUCUCAUUUGGUUUAACAAUGAAUUUUCGGAAUAACGUGAAAGCCUGCAGUAGCGCGGCGCACGGACCGGUGGAUGGCGAAUUUAGCGUUUAAGGCAUAAC
Anopheles aquasalis is the source of this 2877-nucleotide messenger RNA. RefSeq lists its product as uncharacterized. The record is from RefSeq and is a predicted model, not a curated record. NCBI's taxonomy places the organism in Eukaryota, Metazoa, Arthropoda, Insecta, Diptera, Culicidae.